AUGGUUAACUACUUUGUGAAUCGAAAGAGACCUAUCGUCAUAUCAAUAAUAAUCAUAACACUUAUAUUGUUGGUGGCCAAGAUAACAACUUCAAAACAUAGUGGGAAGAAUCUACAAGAGGUUUUACAAAAUAUCCCUAAUGAUAAUAUAUUAGGAUUAUCGAAAUUGGUUUAUAGUGAAAAUGAAAAACAAGAUGAAUUUCUCAAUAAAUUAGAAAAGGUCAAUAGAAAGAUAUUUCAAAACCAAGAACAACUAUUGACUAAAUUAACUAAGCAAAAUGAAAUUCUCUUACAAGAAAUCAAAUUAUUGAAAAAACCACCCACCAAUGCUUCAAUUAGAGAAAAAUUAGUCUACAUUUACCCAUAUGAUCCAACGGUUAAAUUCCCCGCUUACAUUUGGCAACUGUGGAAACAUGGUUUGAAUGAUGAAAGAUUCGAAGAAAUCUACUUGGAAGGUCAAAAACAAUGGGCUUGGAAAAAUCCUGGUUUCGUUCAUGAAUUAUUUAAUGAUGAUACCGCUCAUACUAUGAUUAAAUAUCUUUAUCGUGAAGUACCGGAAAUUAUUUCCACUUAUGAAGCGCUUCCUGAAGUUAUCCUUAAAAUGGACUUCUUCCGUUACUUAAUCUUAUUUGCUAGAGGUGGUGUUUAUGCUGAUAUUGAUACUCAUCCAAUCCAACCGGUUCCAAAUUGGAUUCCAGAAAAUGUUAGUCCUGAAGAAAUUGGUAUGAUAAUAAGUAUUGAAACCGAUUCAAGUUCAGCUAAUUGGAGAACUGAAUCAGUUAGAAGAUUACAAUUUGGUCAAUUCGUUAUACAAGCAAAACCAGGUCAUCCAAUACUCAGAGAAAUAAUUGCAACUAUCAUUGAACAUACAAAGCAUAAACAAAGACUCUUGAAUGAAGAUGAAAAAUUGAAGUUGGUUGGAUCUUCUAAUCAAAAAAUCUUGGAAAUCUCAGCUUGGACAGGUAGUGCCAGUUGGACUGAUGUUAUCCUCAAAUACUUUAAUGAUUACUUACAAUCAGCCAUUUACCAAAAGAUCACUUGGAAGGAUUUCCAUCAUCUUAAAAUACCGAAGUUGGUCAGUGAUAUUUUGGUAUUACCAGUAAAUUCAUUUGCAUCUGAAGCUGAAAUCUCGAAGGACGGUAAAAAUGAUGAUCCUCUUGCCUUCGUCAAGCAUUAUGCUGCAAAGAUUUGGAAGACAACUUAA
Messenger RNA from Scheffersomyces coipomensis, 1203 nucleotides. It is a transcript of the gene HOC1, whose product is annotated as alpha-1,6-mannosyltransferase. Gene Ontology annotation, cellular component: mannan polymerase complex. NCBI's taxonomy places the organism in Eukaryota, Fungi, Ascomycota, Pichiomycetes, Serinales, Debaryomycetaceae. The transcript has a single exon. The record is from RefSeq and is a predicted model, not a curated record. Gene Ontology annotation, molecular function: alpha-1,6-mannosyltransferase activity. Gene Ontology annotation, biological process: protein N-linked glycosylation. Bases 1 to 1203 code for a protein of 400 amino acids.